ACACACACACACACACACACACACACACACACACACACACACACACACACCCUUCCCCUCCGUCCUCGGCGUCUGCAGCAGCACUCUCUGAGCCCGCGGCCACGGCCCCGGAUCCGUCUGUCUCACCUGCGCCGCCGCCGCCGCCGCGCGCUUCUCCAUCGCGGGGAAAGUUGGAGGACUAAUUCACCAGAUAUCGCGCGCGCUCGUGUGUCGCUGUAAAUCCAGAAGAAGAACAACGCACAACGCACAGCGCUCUUUGGAAAGCGGGGACUGUUGAGGACUUUUCCAUUUUUUGUUGUUGUUGUUGUUGUUGCGGUUACAGACUCGUUGAUGAAAUGAUGCCAGCCUGAAAAGAGGAGACGGUUGUGUUUUGUUUGCAGCGUUGGAGGAGACAGCGGCGCCGGAUAUAAUAAGAUCGAUAUGGGGACGAUGCUGACCGUGCGCGCGCGUCCGUGACGGCAAGCGGCGUCGCGAGGAAUACGGCGGAUUUGUUUUAAAUGGAGAACAGCUCAAGGAGGACACAUUGCGUGCAAAGUUGCGCGUCUUUCUGCUGAGGGAGUUAUCCAGCGGCUCCCCAUCCAUCCAUCCAUCCACCCACCCCCGUCGAAUCAACAUGAGUCCACGGCGAGAGAUGGGACCGCUUCGCUGCGUGGGACUCACCGCUUUUCUCUUGUGCACAGUGGUUGAUAGCAAGGUGAUCUUGGAGGGCCUGCAGAGGUACGGACCCGCACCAAUCUAUCUGCCCGUCAGCUACCGGAUCCUCAACGCAGAGUCGGCGUUCUUCCUACAGGAGGCCAACCAGGACUUAAUGAGGAACUCCAGCCUGCAGGCUCGCACCGAGUCCUUCUUCAUCCACCAGGCCCGCCAGAUGCCUUUCAUCAAUGCCAGUUACGGGCCGUUGUCUGUCCAGCAGCCCGUCCCCCUGGAGCUGCUGCAGACCACGCCAGGCCCGUUCAACACCCCCCCUUUCACCACAUCAUCAGCACCGACCUCGCCCUCAUCGUCACCCCUCUUCACCUUCAACUGGAAGGUCCACACCUACAUUAUCAGUGAGCGGAUUCACCCCAGCUGGCCGAAGGUUCAGGUGUUGUUCUACAUCGCCGGGAGGGACUGGGAUGAUUACAGCGCCAUCCACAAGCUGCCCUGCGUCCGGAUGUUCGCCUUCCACGAGACCCAAGAGGUGCGCGGGACGUGCAGGCUCAAAGGCGAGCUGGGGAUAUGCGUUGCCGAGCUGGAGCCCCUGGCCAGCUGGUUCAGCCUGCCCACCGUCAGACCGGGAAGGCAGAGGGUCUCUGAGCAGGCCCAGGGAUCCCCCGUGGAGCUCUACUACAUGGUCCAAACCACGGACAGCGGAGACUGCAGCGCCGAGGACUCGAGAAAGGCGAGCGCCGCGCACUCGGACCAGCAGAGGCCGGUGGGCUACUUCGCAGGGCACACGCCUAUGCAGCGCAUCGGGAGCGUCCGGCUGUUUCAGCCGCUGUCGGAGCUGAAGCUGGACAACAACUUUGUGGUGAUGGCGCCCUCCAAACCCAUCCGGCAGAGAGAGACCGUCUCCGCUUUUCUGGCUCUCUCCACGCUUUCCACAGUGCCGAUAUUCACCCUCAGGGUCAAGCUGAAGGACGGGGUGGCGUUUCUGGGAGCCAGAGCCAGCAACCCCGUCGUGUGGACGGUGAGUCAGGACGUCAGAAGUGAAGGUCACAGGGUCGUGACCCUCCACUGUCGGAGGAAGGAGAACAGCUUCAGCCAAAGGGCCGAGGCACCGGGCUACCAGCGGGUCCUGCAGGUGGACCUGGAGGUGAACGGGCUGAUGAUGACUCAGGGGGGCCGGGAAGUGACGUGGCAGGUGGAGUACCCGCUAACCCGGACCCUGACCAGUGAGGUGCCGACCCUCAUCCGCCUGGCACCGCAGGACCUGGGUGGCAUCGUGCCGCUAGCUAUGGACACUGAGAUCCUCAACACAGCCGUUCUGAAUGGGCGAACAGUAGCCGUGCCGGUGAAAGUAGUCACCGUGGGAACGGACGGAGCGAUCUCUGAUGUAACUGAAUCAGUGGAGUGCAAGUCAACAGACGAACAAGUCAUCAAGGUGUCCGAGCGCUGCGACUAUGUGUAUGUCAACGGGAAGGAGACAAGAGGGAAGAGGGUGAUGCUCAACUUUACCUACAGUUUCCUGAGCGCCCAGCUGGAGAUGAGCGUGUGGAUGCCCCGCCUGCCCUUGGUCAUCGACUUGGCCGACCCAGAGCUCAGCCAGAUUAAAGGCUGGAGGGUUCCCGUUGGUACUGGUAAUAGAAGGUACGAGAGGGUCACUGAUGACCGGAAUGAAGACGACGCAGCGGACGAGAGGAAGGAGGGUGGCUGCGUGGCCCAGUAUCAGAGCACCACCCUGCGCGUCCUCACGCACUUUGUGGCGGACGGGGGAGACGUCAGGGGAGCCGCGGAGGAGGGCGGCCUCGGUCAGCAGAGCUUCCUGCUGGGUAGCGACUGGCAGGUGGAGGUGACACAACUGGUCAAGGACUUUCUGAGGGUGGAGGUCCCGAAGGUGGCACAACUGCUGGAUGGACAAGUUCUAGUGGGAACGAGCGCUGGAAUCACCAAACUACAGGUGCUGUCCCCUUUGACGUCGGCGGUCCUGGCUGAGAGGACCGUUCGGGUUCUAGAUGACAAAGUGAGCGUGACGGAGCUGGGGGUGCAGUUGGUCUCUGGACUGUCUCUGUCCCUGCAGCUCAGCCCGGGCAGCAACAGGGCCAUUGUCGCCACUGCAGCCACACAGGAAGUCAUUGAAUCACUCAAACAGGAGUCGCUCAUCAGCGCUUGGCUCCAGUUCAGCGACGGCUCCAUGACCGCUCUAGACAACUACAACCCGGCCCAUUUUACCCUGACAGCCACCUCUUUGGACGAACGGGUGGUGGCGGUAAAGCGCAGCGCGGCGUGGAAAUGGCCAAUCGUUGUUGCCAAGGGGGAGGGUCAGGGGUUGCUUGUGCGCGUUGAAAUGAGCCAAUCGGAGGUGUGCCAGAAGGGAAAACGCCGCACUAGCUUGGCCACCGGAAUGGCAAACAUACAGACACGGUUUGGUCAGCAAGGGGAGCAAUACAGACCACCGGGAGACCGGCGAACGCGGCCCGAUCCCCCGUACUACGGCGGGUCCAUUGCUGACGUAGAAACUGGCAUAAUCAACCGUGGAGCCACCACCAUCAGGGGCCACGUGCCAGUGAGACCAAGUGGCGGCCGUCUGUCAGCGGACAGCGGGGCCAGGGUCCCGAACGAGUUCUCCGAAUACCCAGACCAGGCGGAGCUGCCUCGUAGCCGCAGCACCGACGACGACCUGCUACCGUCCCGGCGAAGCCUGACAGACCUGGAGAUUGGAAUGUACGCCCUGCUGGGGGUCUUCUGCCUGGCCAUCCUGGUGUUUCUCAUCAACUGCAUCUCGUACGCGUACAAGUACCGCAGCAAGCAGCUGUCCCUGGAGGCCCCGGAGGCGAUGCCCCACGCCCACGACUGGGUUUGGCUGGGCCAAGACGAGGGCCUGUGCCUGCAGCAGCAGCAGCAGCAGGACGAGCUGGGUGGGGCCCUGCAGGAGGGUAGUCAGUUACUCAACGGGGGGAUUCACGGAGGCUGCAGCGCGAGUGGGAGGGAUCACCGGAGCGAGUCCCUUAACUCACCCACUACCAAGAGAAAGCGGGUGAAGUUCACCACCUUUUCCAACGCCAAGUCCGGUAACGGAUGUCCGGCGCUCAGCCCGUUAGCGCUUGUGCAGACCAGUGAGAUAAAAUGGGUGUGUCCAGACAUUGAGCUCGGGGACUCACAGGAUCUUAGGAACUACAUGGAAAAGCUAAAUGAGAAUGCUAUCAAGAACACUGCGUAGGAGAUGCUGGGUGUUUUCAAUGAACUAGAGAAACUCACCUGAAUGCCUUCAGAAUAGGGAGGAAAUGAAGUUAGAAAAAAAAAGAAGUACAGAAGAGAGGCUGGGAUUGAUGAACAGGAAGUUCAGCUGCUGUUAUUUCAAUGGGUUGGAGAGUUUUAGGCAACGGACCACUACAGGACAUGAUUUGCCGUGACACCACAGUAUAGAUAUAGGGAGGGAAAAUGUGAACUUGAUAUUGUUGCUUAACUUUAAUGUAUGUUGUUUGUCUUUAAUUGAGGUUCAGUUUUCUUUUCAAUGCCCCAUCUACUCUGUUUUAUAUUUUCUUUAAGUCAUUAUAUUUUAUUGUUGUGUUUGUUGUACUUUUUUUGCGCUUUGUUGCAUUUUAUAAAAGUUUCUGUAUGCUCUGUACCAUGUCAGCAAAUAUACAUUCUAGGAGAGAAGAGUUAAAAGCAAUUUUGUACUGUUGUAUAGUUUGAUUUGAGAUAUUACGUGUAUAGUAACAUUUUGUAAAGUGCUGUUUGGUUUCAGUUUUUUUCGUUUGUAGCUUAGUUUUUAUUUUGUCGUCAGAAACCAGAUCCACGUAUGACGUUACAAAGAGGAGGCAUGUCUGUCUGAUCUGGUACCUGAAAAUACAGUGUGUAGAUAACUAAUACCAAUACCUCUGGAGACAUGUCAGCUUAAUAUUAUUGCAUUCAUUCACCUCAGAGCUGAGCUUCGGAUUCAGUAGGUCGAUAUUGGUUGAAAAAUGUACCCGGACAUUUGAACCCUCCUUGUGUGAAUGUUAUUUUUGUAUGCCUUGUUCUAUUCAGUUAUAUAUUCACAUAAAAAAAAAAUACUUUUGACAUUACUUCAAACCCUAAGAUUACAAAUCCAAAAGGCAGUAGUCACAUUGAACUGAAAAUCACUAUCAAGAGACUCAACAGACAAUCACAUGAGUAAUGUAUGGUUCAACCUCUAUCAUUUAUAAUUUUCCGUGAAAUCGGUCCCCUUUACGGUUCCUGAGGCCUCGGUGGUGAUCGGUAGACGUAGUUCAUCUUAAACCUCUGUGUCUGACAUUUUGGAUUCCCGCAAAAGCGUUGUGACAGGGAGUGAAAGAAACUGUGAAGUGAAAGCCCCAAAUCUGACCUUGCUUUUAAUAUGUCGGUAUUCGUCAUGUCCAUCCUUUUCUAUCUCUGUUUUCAAAUUGGCUGCUGGACUAAUUAAAAGUGGAGGCGACUCUUCUCCAUCACGCA
Messenger RNA from Gasterosteus aculeatus aculeatus (three-spined stickleback), 5091 nucleotides. Its product is annotated as transmembrane protein 132C. The record is from RefSeq and is a predicted model, not a curated record. Lineage: Eukaryota; Metazoa; Chordata; Actinopteri; Perciformes; Gasterosteidae.